GCUCGCGGAAGGCGGAAGUGUGCGUGCCCAGGCGGCCGCCGAGCAGCACCGGGGUGUUUCUCCCCGGCUCCCCGCGGCUUUUCCCGGUCUAGGCUCGGGGACACUGCGGUGGCCCGCGGGAGCCAGCGGGGGACGAAGCUAUGAGGCGGCCGCGGGGCCUGGCGGGGUUUGGCGGUUGACUGCUGCCGCCGCCUUCCCGCGAGACCGCCUCCUCCAGGCAGCGUCCCCCUCGGGGUCUCGCGCCCCACCGUCGUCCCGGCGCCUUGGACCGGGGGCUCCGGGGCCCCAGGCCUCGCGCCAUGACCGCGGCCGCGGCCUCCAACUGGGGGCUUAUCACGAACAUAGUGAACAGCAUAGUAGGGGUCAGUGUCCUCACGAUGCCCUUCUGCUUCAAACAGUGCGGCAUCGUCCUGGGCGCCCUGCUCCUGGUCUUCUGCUCUUGGAUGACGCACCAGUCCUGCAUGUUCCUGGUGAAAGCCGCCAGCCUGAGCAAACGGAGGACCUACGCCGGCCUGGCGCUGCACGCCUACGGAAAAGCCGGGAAGAUGCUGGUGGAGACCAGCAUGAUCGGGCUCAUGCUGGGGACCUGCGUCGCCUUCUACGUCGUGAUCGGUGACCUGGGGGCCAACUUCUUCGCGCGGCUCUUCGGCUUUCAGGUGACAGGCACCUUCCGCGUGCUCCUGCUCUUCGCCGUGUCCCUGUGCGUCGUGCUCCCGCUCAGCCUGCAGAGGAACGUGCUGGCCUCCGUCCAGUCCUUCAGCGCCAUGGCCCUCAUCUUCUACACCGUGUUCAUGUUCGUGAUCGUGCUCUCCUCCCUCAAGCACGGCCUCUUCGUCGGGCAGUGGCUGCGGCGGGUCAGCUACGUCCGCUGGGAGGGCGUCUUCCGCUGCAUCCCCAUCUUUGGCAUGUCCUUUGCCUGCCAGUCCCAGGUCCUGCCCACCUACGACAGCCUGGACGAGCCGUCGGUGAAAACCAUGAGCUCCAUCUUCGCCUCCUCCCUCAACGUGGUCACCACCUUCUAUGUCACGGUGGGCUUCUUCGGCUACGUGAGCUUCGCCGAGGCCACCGAGGGCAACGUGCUCACGCACUUCCCGUCCAACCUGGUGACGGAGAUGAUGCGCGUGGGCUUCGUGAUGUCCGUGGCCGUGGGCUUCCCCAUGAUGAUCCUGCCCUGCAGACAGGCCUUGAACACGCUGCUCUUUGAGCAGCAGCAAAAAGACGGAACCUUCGCUGCUGGGGGCUACAUGCCGCCCCUGCGGUUCAAGGCCCUCACCCUCUCAGUUGUGUUCGGAACCGCGGUCGGUGGAGUCCUGAUUCCAGACGUGGAGACGGUCCUGGGCCUCACGGGCGCCACGAUGGGAAGCCUCAUCUGCUUCAUCUGCCCGGCUCUGAUCUACAAGAAGAUCCACAAGAACGCGCUGCCCUCCCAGGUGGUGCUCUGGGUCGGCCUGGGUGUCCUGGUGAUCAGCACGCACAGCACCCUGUCCGUGAGCAAGGAGAGCCCUGUGGACUUGGCCAAGGAAGCCCCCGGCGGCAAGCUCGGAGAGGCCGAGGGCGCCGUCCAGGCAGAGGCGGUGCGGCUCCCAGGUACGCGGCUCCCAGGUCAGAACCCAAUUGUGGACGUGGCCGAGGACGGCCGAGGCGAGCCGAAGCUGCCCGAUGAGAAGGAUGAGGUGGAGCGGGCCCAGAUUAAGGGCCCUGUGAACGUGCCCCCAAGGGAGGACGCCAAGGAGAAGCAGGAGGUGGCGCAGCUGGAUCGCCCAGGUCAAGGCGUGGCAGUACCUCUGGGUGAGGCCCACCGCCACGAACCCCCGGUUCCUCACGACGAGGUGGUGGUGGACGAGGGUCAGGACAGAGAAGGAGCAGGAAACGAGCGUCCGUCCAGACGCGUGGAUGAGAUGGCGCUGGAGGGCAAGGGUCAGGUGGCACCACCCUUGCUGGAUUCCGAACGAGAGAGACCCGGGCAGGACCAGGCUUUGGAGGCAGUGGGUGGUCUUCCUGAAGAUCCCCAGAAGGUUCCAGAAGAAAACGCUCCGCCGGCCAUUGAGCCCGUCAAGGAGGAGCUGGGGCCGGGCGACCAGGCUGUGCGUCCAGGGCCCCAGGCGGUGCCCCCCGAGGGGCAGGACGUCCUGGCGGCAGGUGCAGGGGCCCGCGCAGACGGCGCCCUGCUGCCCGACCACGCCGUGGGGGCCGUGGGCAAGCCGGCAGCGCAGGAGAGCGAGGCCGGUGGGGAGGCCCCCCUCCCUGAGGAGCAGCCGGCCCCGGGGGCAGCGCCUCGAGAGCAGAGGAAUGUGGAGGGACAGGCCGGGGACCCCGCGGGCAGCAAGUUGGAGGCUGAGAUCAGAAAGAUGGUGGCAGAAGCUGGCCGGGUGGAGAUGCUGGACCACGCCGUGCUGCUGCAGGUGAUAAAGGAACAGCAGGUGCAGCAGAAGCGCCUCUUGGACCAGCAGGAGAAGCUGCUCGCAGUGAUUGAAGAGCAGCAUAAGGAGAUCCACCAGCAGAGGCAGGACGGCCUGGAUGCUGAGGAUGCGGACGUGCAGGCCGAGCCGGGGGUGGCCGCACCCAGAGGUAAGGAGCAGGAGGCCCACGUCGCAGGGAUGGUGGAGCGUCUCCCUCCGCAGCCUUUGGAAGCUGUGCCCGGCGCUCCCGGGCAGCCCCCCGCCCUGCCCCAGGGGCACAGUCAGCACUCCAAGGAGGAGCCCGAGGGGGCCGCAGGCAGAGUCCCAGUCGCACCUGCUGGGGGCGCUGACCCAGAGCCCCAGGCAGCACAGGCCGAGCCCAGGGAAGGCCAGCGGGGCGCCGUGCCCGAGGCCGAGGGUGCCCACGUGCCAGAGCGUGUCCCUGUGCCGGACCCCGCCCGGGUGCCCGGGAGCCCAGAGAAGCACGGUGCUGGGGACAGCCCUGGGCAGAGCCAGGACGUUUUUGAUGGAGGCGCCCUCGAAAGGAAUAAGUCCGGAAAGGAGGCGCCAGCUGCAGGGGCAGCCGCUCCGGGGGCGGGGGCAGCGGCCGGGGAGCCUCAGGCCAAGCCCCAGCCAGUGAGCCGUGACCGGGUGCCUGCAGGCCUGUCCAGCAGGUCAGGGGGAGCAGCCGCGGGGGGCGAGGCAGGCCAGCAGGGUGGCAGAGACCACGUGCCUGUCCCUGGCAAGGACGCUGCCGGCCCAGAGCCUGCUGAGCAGAGGCCGGACCCUGAGCUUGGGCACCAACCGGCUGUGCCCGGGGCUCAGAAGCUGGACAAUGCCAAACCCAACCGGGACCUGAAAGUCCAGGCCGGCUCUGACCUUCGGAGGAGACGGCGGGACGUGGCUCCUGGCACAGAGCGGGCGCCGGCCCCAAAGGAGGGGGUGAUUAUCAGCUUCCACCCGCUGCCCGGCGUGCAGGUCAGCGACCUCCGCAGCGCCCUGGAGAGCCAGCUGCACCAGGCCGCGGGGGGUGCCCUGCGGGUGGUCCAGGGCCGCCAGAUCAAGCAGCUGCCCGGGGCCCUGGAGGAACCCUGAGCCCGACUCAGGCCACGGCGCUGCCGGGCCACCGGUGAACCUGAACCCUAGUGGGGCCGAGUCGUGGAAGCCAGGCGCAGGGUGGAGGCUGGCGGUUCUCCGGCCCUCAUGCCUGCCGAGGCCCAGGCCCCCCCAGGCGGCGGCGGUGGCAGAAGCGGCCAGGGCUCCAGGAGCUGACCGCAGGGCCCUGCUGCCCUGAGAGGCCGCAGGCGUCCUUCUCCAAACUUGAGCGCUUUCUCUGUGUCUUCUGAGUGUCCGUGAAACCCGAAUAAACACUUGUGCUCUCA
Messenger RNA from Phacochoerus africanus (Common warthog), 3781 nucleotides. It is a transcript of the gene SLC38A10, whose product is annotated as solute carrier family 38 member 10. The transcript has 17 exons. Gene Ontology annotation, molecular function: amino acid transmembrane transporter activity. NCBI's taxonomy places the organism in Eukaryota, Metazoa, Chordata, Mammalia, Artiodactyla, Suidae. The coding region runs from base 300 to 3494 and encodes 1064 amino acids. The record is from RefSeq and is a predicted model, not a curated record. Gene Ontology annotation, biological process: amino acid transmembrane transport.